Molecule: messenger RNA, 2016 nt
Organism: Nycticebus coucang (slow loris)
Lineage: Eukaryota; Metazoa; Chordata; Mammalia; Primates; Lorisidae
Gene: ST8SIA6
Product: ST8 alpha-N-acetyl-neuraminide alpha-2,8-sialyltransferase 6
Exons: 8
Coding region: 135-1334 (399 amino acids)
Biological process (GO): N-glycan processing; oligosaccharide metabolic process
Molecular function (GO): alpha-N-acetylneuraminate alpha-2,8-sialyltransferase activity
Source: RefSeq, a predicted model, not a curated record
UGGGGGUGUGCGGGGCUGCGGCCGCGGUGGCGGCGGCGGCGGCGGCAGCGGCGGCGGGUACGGCGAGUUGGGGCCGCCCGGGCUGCGCUUCGCCCGCGCAGCGGCGGCGGCGGCGGCGGCGCCUGGGGCUCAGGAUGCGGCCGGGGGGCGCGCUGCUCGCCCUGCUCGCCAGCCUGCUGCUGCUGCUGCUUCUGCUGCGCCUGCUGUGGUGCCCGAGCUACGCGCCCGCCGGUUCCAGGCUCUCGGUGGAGGAAAGCAGGGAGGCCACACGCGACACCCCCGCAGCACUAAGGACCCUUCGGAGCCCGGCGACGCCGGCCCCGCGCACCACCAACAGCACCUAUCUGAAUGAGAAGUCACUCCAACUGACAGAGAAAUGCAAGAAUAUGCAAUAUGGCAUCGAGUCUCUGUCUAACAAAACCAAAGGGUAUUCAGAACACGACUACCUUCAGAUUAUCACAGAUAUACAGGGCUGUCCGUGGAAGCGACAAGUUGAAGAGUAUACACAUUUCAGAGCAAAACUUGCUUCCUGCUGUGAUGCUGUUCAAAACUUUGUUGUUUCUCAAAAUAAUACUCCAGUUGGGACUAAUAUGAGUUAUGAGGUGGAAAGUAAAAAAGAAAUCCCAAUUAGAGAGAAUAUCUUCCAUAUGUUCCCAGUGGCCCAGCCUUUCGUGGAGUACCCUUAUAAUCAGUGUGCAGUGGUUGGAAAUGGGGGCAUUCUGAAUAAGUCUCUCUGUGGAGCUGAAAUAGACAAAUCUGACUUCGUUUUUAGAUGUAACCUCCCUCCAACCACAGGAGAUGUUAGCAAAGAUGUUGGAAGCAAAACAAAUCUCGUUACUGUGAAUCCCAGUAUCAUAACACUAAAAUAUGGCAACUUAAAGGAAAAGAAAGCAGUAUUUCUGGAGGACAUCGCAACCUAUGGAGACGCAUUUCUUCUUCUGCCAGCAUUUUCUUUCAGGGCCAACACUGGUACCUCCUUUAAAGUGUAUUACACACUGAGAGAGUCUAAGGCAAGACAGAAGGUUCUGUUUUUCCAUCCCAAGUACCUGAAACAUCUGGCCCUUUUCUGGAGAACUAAAGGUGUGACCGCGUACCGCUUGUCCACCGGCUUGAUGAUUGCAAGUGUCGCUGUGGAACUGUGUGAAAACGUGAAGCUGUAUGGAUUUUGGCCCUUCUCUAAGACUGUAGAAGAUACACCUGUCAGCCAUCACUACUAUGACAACACCUUACCUAAACGCGGUUUCCAUCAGAUGCCCAAAGAAUACAGCCAGAUCCUCCAGUUGCAUGUGAAAGGAAUCCUCAAACUGCAAUUUAGCAAGUGUGACAUAGCCUAGAGAAAAUGUCUUCAAAUGGGAAUCAUUUGAAUAUAACGUGGUAGGUAGCAGUGUCUCCAAACACUAAAGGAUUUGGUAAUAGAGUUUUACAGGAAAAGCCCCCAAAUUUGUUUUGACCAAAGUUCCCCAUUAACUUUGCAACUUCGGCAAGUCCUUCAAUCAUCCUGAUCUUCAGUUUCUUUCCCUGUAAAGUGAGGACCAUCGCGUUUGACUCAUACAAUUAAAAUGUGAUUAAAUUAUGAAAACUCUUGGCAGAACAUUUGGUGUGAGGUAGGGACUCAAUGAAAUUUUUUUUUUUUUUGGUUGCUAUUUAUAAUGGCCAUUUCAGCCCUCACCAGACUGCUAGUAAAAGGCAUGUUAUCUUGGAUACCUUUUCUGAAGAGAAUGGCUAACUUGGGGCAAUUGUUGAGUUUCUAUCUCUGGCAUAUUGUUCUUUAUUGCUGCUAUCCUUCCCUUUUUUCUUUAUGUAUCGAAGAAUGCAUACAAGAAAAUUGUGUAUGUAAAUAAGAAAUCCUUGAUCACUCAAGAAUGAAAUUCUUCUUUGUGCACUUGUGAUAUUAGUUGCAAUAAUGUGUUGGUUGGAUUUCAGCCGCUUCUUUUCCUCCUUUAUCUACAAUUUUUUCAUCACUUUUUAUAAUUUUGUAUUAAUGCUGCUCCUCACUCUUAGACCUUUUCCUCUCCC